Messenger RNA from Trichoplusia ni (cabbage looper), 1199 nucleotides. RefSeq names its product UBX domain-containing protein 1. Gene Ontology annotation, molecular function: protein binding. Bases 99 to 1067 code for a protein of 322 amino acids. The record is from RefSeq and is a predicted model, not a curated record. The transcript has 6 exons. NCBI's taxonomy places the organism in Eukaryota, Metazoa, Arthropoda, Insecta, Lepidoptera, Noctuidae.
UUAAAAAAACAGCUGAUGACUGAUGAAAUGUAUGAAUUUCAAUGAAUAUUUUGGUGGUGUACUGUAACAAAUAAGUUUAGUGAUAAAAUAACUUAAAAAUGGCCGAAAUACAAACACUUAUUGAAAUGGGAUUUUCCAAAGAGCGAGCAGAGAAAGCUAUGGCGGUAACGAACUAUAAGGGUGUGGAGCCAGCUAUGGAGUGGUUGUUGGCACACGCUGAUGACCCUGCAAUAGACUCUGCGCCUACCAUUGCUACAUCUACAAGCGCGGAAGCUCCGCCGGCGCCAGUGCCCGAGUCAUCGACCUCGUCUCAAGAGGUGACCAGCGAGGAAGCUGAAGUCAAGUCAUUUAAAUGUGACGUGUGCGGGAAAUUGCUCAAAGAUCAGGAUGAGAUGGAGUACCAUGCUGCCAAGACUGACCACAGCAGCUUCUCAGAGUCGACUGAGGAGAAGAAACCAUUGAGCGAAGAGGAAAAGAAGGCACAACUGCUACUGCUCGAGGAAAGGAUGAAACAGAAGCGAAAAGAAAGAGAGGAGAAAGAAAAGGCUGAAGCACUAGAGCGUGAGAGAAUCCGCAUCAAGUCUGGAAAGGAGAUGCAGGAUGCCCGCCAGCGACUCCAGGAGCAAGAGAUGCAGAAGUUAGUGGAACAACGGCGACGGGAGAAGAUUGAAGACCAGAAGGCACGAGAGAGGGUGCGGGCGCAGAUCGAGGCUGAUAAACAGGCGCGCAAACUAGCAGCAUCAGGGCAGCCGCCGGUGGCCGCGGCCCCGCUGCCGGCCCCGCCGCCGGCCGCCGCGCCCGCGCCCAAGGUCUCGUACGAGCAGGCGCGCAUACAGCUGCGGCUGCCCGACGGGAAGGCGCUCGCGCACACCUUCGGAGCUAAGGAACAGCUCGCUGCUGUCAGAUUGUACCUGCAAAUGAACGCCAGUGAAUACGCUCAACAGGACAGCUUCAAGAUGAUGACCACAUUCCCCAAGAAGAUUUUCACCACGGAAGACUAUGACAAACCUUUGGACUUAUUAGGUCUGGUACCCUCAGCGGUGAUCAUUGUGUCGAAGGGGCAAUAGAUCAUAACAAAUUUACAAGGGAUGUAUUGAUUUAUAAAUGUACUGUAUGGGCUCGGGGCACAGGCACAAUAGUUCAAUUAUAUUAACUCGGAGAUGUGGAAGUGUUGGAAAUAAAGUCUGCGUUGUGUAAAA